GCGUUAAAUAGUGAAUGAUCCUGUCAAAAGGCAGUUUAACUAAGCUUAACUUCCAUACCCGGACCUUUGGAUUUCUCUCCCUUGGGGAAAUUGUACCUUUGGGGGUUUUAAUAAUAUGAAUCCUGCUUGACCACGCCAAAUCCAGGCUGCGCUUCAAAAUGAGGGAACUAAAAGGUCGCAGCGUGUCUAUUUUUGUUGUCACUGUCAUUUUCUUAGGCAUUUCGUUCCUGGCUGUCUGCCUGAGAUGCUUUGUUCGGUUGCGGCUUGUGAGGGCUUUUGGAUGGGAUGAUGCCUUAAUGGUCUUCGCGAUGGGCUUGAACAUUCUGUUUGCGCUAUGUGGAAUAACAGGCGCACUUUACGGUAUGGGACAGAAGCUCGGCGAUCUGGAGAUGAAAGACAUCGAAACUGCAAUGUUUUGGUGGUGGCUUGGGCAGACAAGUUACGUCUUCACAUGCGUCAUCGCAAAGAUCUCAAUCGCACUGGCCCUCCUUCGUCUCACUGUCGCCCGCAUUCAUAUGAUAUUGCUAUGGGGUGUCAUCGCAGUAUCCACGGUUAUAGGGCUUGUAUUCUGGUUCAUGUUGACCCUGCAAUGUCAACCGGUAAAUCACUUCUGGCAGCGCACGAAGCCAGGGACAUGUUUGGAUGUCGAUUACCUCAUCGAUAUCGCGUACCUAUACAGUGUUACUGCUACAGUCUGUGACCUCAUUCUUGGUCUCUUGCCGAUCGCGCUUGUCUGGACUCUCCAGAUGAAUACCCGUACCAAGGCUGCCCUGGCUGGUAUCCUUAGUUUGGGCUGCAUUGCCAGUGCCGCGGUCAUCGUUCGAAUUCCCUAUCUCCAUUCUUACAAAGACCCAGAGUUCCUCUACGCCACGACCGAUAUCUCGAUCUGGUCAAACGUUGAAGCCGGUCUUGGAAUCACCGCAGGAAGCCUGGUUACUCUCCGGCCGCUAUUUCGCUGGUUUCGUGGCUCGACAUACGACGCGACUCACAGCGCUAAGCGGACACCGGGCAGUGUUCCUCUGUCCAGCAUGAACGGCCACGGCACCAAUCCAUCGCGACUGGACCGGGCGGCGACCAAAUUCUGGCGGCCUGAUCUAGAUCCCCAUGACUCCCGAGGCGUGGUCACAACUGUUCAGACCUCGACAGGAAGCAGGAAUAGCAGCCAGGAAAACCUCAAUCCGAAGCCAACCACGACAAACGGAGUCAACGUGCACAAGUCGUUUGUGGUCACGUCGGGUGAGGUGGCAAAACUCGUCGAUGACCCUCAGAUUGCGUACUCCUCGCUGCACAAUCCCCUCCCAACCCAAGUUCACACCUACGUUUGGCCGUUCCUCAUCAUCUGGCCCGGAUUCUUCGCUUUUUAUCUCUCCCCCGAACGCUAUGACCAAUAUAUCCAAGGCCAAGAAUGGACGUUCGUGUGGGUUGCUUCGAUCAUCACGGCUCAGUCGCUCCUUUGGUUGAUGACCAAAUGGAACAUCAACAUCCAAACCCUGUUCACGGCGACGAAAGCCAAGUCCAUCGAUUCUGCCAAGCUCAUCAAGGUCAUCCCCGGCGCCAAUGCCGGAUCCGCGGAAAUAUGCUCCCUCGUCCAUGAUAAUAUGGGUGGAAAGAACACGAUCUCCUUUCUGUUCCAGAAGCGUCGCUUUCUUUACUACCCUGAUCGUCGAUGCUUCGGACCCCUGUCGUACGUCCUCGAUGCCGAGCCGAAGCCCGCCAUCAAGACCUUCCAGCAGAACCCGGGUCUGGCCACCAAGUCCGAGGUCGAGAGCAUUCAGUAUCACUACGGCGAUAACACUUUCGAUAUCCCCGUGCCGGGAUUUGUUGAACUGUGGAAGGAGCAUGCUGUUGCGCCUUUCUUCGUUUUCCAGAUCUUCUGCGUCGGUCUGUGGAUGCUGGAUGAAUACUGGUAUUACUCGCUGUUCACGCUCUUCAUGCUUGUCGCUUUCGAGAGCACGGUCGUGUGGCAGCGCCAGCGAACUCUCAACGAGUUCCGCGGAAUGAGCAUCAAGCCCUACGAUGUGUGGGUUCACCGCGAGAACAAGUGGGAGGAAAUUACCAGCGACAAGCUCUUGCCCGGUGAUGUCAUGUCGGUCAACCGAACCAAGGAAGACGGCGGUGUCGCGUGCGAUAUUCUUUUGAUCGAAGGUAGUGCUAUCGUCAACGAGGCCAUGCUUUCCGGUGAAAGUACCCCUCUUCUGAAGGAAUCGAUCCAGCUCCGACCGGGAGACGAUCUCAUUGAACCGGAUGGAUUGGACAAGAACGCGUUCGUGCACGGAGGAACAAAAGUCCUGCAAAUCACCCACCCCAACGCGAAUGUGGAAGACUCCGAGAAUGCUCGCAAGAACGGCUCCAAGAUCUCUGCCCCGCCUGACAAUGGUGCGAUCGGCGUUGUUGUGAAGACCGGCUUCGAAACCAGCCAAGGCAGUCUGGUCCGCACCAUGAUUUAUUCCACUGAGCGCGUCUCUGCCAACAACGCUGAGGCUCUGCUCUUCAUCCUUUUCCUGCUUAUUUUCGCCCUCGCCGCUUCGUGGUACGUGUGGCAGGAGGGUGUCACGCAGAACCGCAAGAGAUCCAAGUUACUCCUGGAUUGUGUCCUUAUCGUCACCAGCGUGGUCCCUCCCGAGCUUCCGAUGGAGUUGAGUCUUGCUGUCAACACCAGUCUGGCUGCCCUGAGCAAGUUCGCCAUUUUCUGUACCGAACCCUUCCGUAUUCCUUUUGCUGGUCGUGUUGACGUCGCUUGCUUUGACAAAACCGGUACUUUGACCGGUGAGGAUCUGGUUGUUGACGGUAUUGCCGGUCUCAGCCUGGGCCACAGUGGAGCAAAGGUUGAGAAGGAUGGCGCCCACACCGAACUGGCGAAGAACGGUAACAUCGGAAUUGACACCACGCUUGUUCUUGCUAGCGCUCAUGCGCUGGUCAAGUUGGACGAGGGCGAAGUCGUUGGCGACCCUAUGGAGAAGGCUACGCUUCAGUGGCUUGGCUGGACCUUGGGCGCAAACGACACUCUUACCUCCAAGACCCAGUCGGCUCCUGGCUCUCGCUCCCUUGAAUCGGUGCAAGUCAAGAGAAGAUUCCAGUUCUCUUCCGCAUUGAAGCGUCAGAGCACCAUCGCGACCGUUGUCAACAAUGACCGCAAGACAUCGAAGAAGGUUAAGUCCACUUUUGUGGGUGUCAAGGGUGCCCCCGAGACCAUCAGGUCUAUGCUUGUUAACACUCCGCCCAACUAUGAGGAGACCUUCAAGCACUUCACUCGUAACGGUGCUCGUGUUCUCGCUCUCGCUUACAAGUACCUCUCCCCCGAGGCCGAGCUGUCUCAGGGCCGUAUCAACAAUUAUGCCCGGGAGGAGAUUGAGUCCGAAUUGACUUUUGCUGGAUUCCUGGUUCUUCAGUGUCCCUUGAAGGAUGACGCUAUCAAGGCCGUCCGUAUGCUCAAUGAGAGUAGCCACCGUGUUGUCAUGAUUACUGGUGAUAACCCGUUGACUGCGGUUCACGUUGCACGCAAGGUUGAGAUUGUGGAUAGGGAUGUCUUGAUCUUGGAUGCUCCUGAGAAUGAUACGUCGGGCACCCGAUUGGUCUGGCGUAGCAUCGAUGACAAGUUCAACCGUGACGUGGAUCCCACCAAGGAUUUGGACUCUGAGAUUGUGAAGACUAAGGAUAUUUGCAUCACGGGCUAUGCCCUGGCCAAGUUUAAGGGCCAGAAGGCUUUCUCGGAUCUUCUUCGCCACACUUGGGUCUACGCCCGUGUCUCGCCCAAACAGAAGGAGGACAUUCUCCUCGGCCUCAAGGAAGCUGGCUACACUACCCUGAUGUGCGGUGACGGUACCAACGAUGUUGGUGCUCUGAAGCAAGCUCAUGUUGGUGUUGCGCUGCUGAACGGCUCGCCGGACGAUCUCACUAAGAUUGCCGAUCACUACCGGACCACCAAGAUGAAGGAAAUCUAUGAGAAGCAGGUUGCUAUGAUGCAGAGAUUCAAUCAGCCUUCUCCGCCUGUGCCUGUCCUUAUCGCCCACUUGUAUCCUCCUGGUCCCUCCAACCCGCAUUACCAGAAGGCUAUGGAGCGGGAAGCUCUGAAGCGCGGCAUCAACCCGGCAAACGCACAGAACCAACAAGAGGCAAUCCCGACCAUCACUUCUCCGGGCGCUCAAGCCCUGCAGCACAACUUGACUCCUCAGCAGCAGCGCCAGCAGCAGGCCUCCGCGGCGGCUGCCGGUUUCGCCGACAAGCUUACCAGCUCGAUGAUGGAACAGGAGCUUGAUGAAACUGAACCCCCCACGAUCAAACUGGGUGAUGCGUCGGUCGCCGCGCCUUUCACUAGCAAGCUGGCCAACGUUAUUGCAAUCCCCAACAUCCUUCGUCAGGGUCGCUGUACACUCGUUGCGACGAUCCAGAUGUACAAGAUUCUUGCUCUGAACUGCCUCAUUAGUGCAUACAGUUUGAGUGUCAUUUAUCUGGAUGGUAUCAAGUUCGGAGAUGGUCAGGUCACCAUCAGUGGUAUGCUGAUGAGUGUCUGCUUCCUUUCGAUCUCCCGUGCUAAGUCCGUGGAAGGUCUCUCCAAGGAACGACCCCAGCCCAACAUCUUCAAUGUGUACAUCAUCGGUUCGGUGCUUGGACAGUUCGCUAUCCACAUCGCUACCCUCAUCUAUCUGUCUAACUAUGUCUACUCCAUUGAGCCGAGACAAUCGGACAUUGACCUGGAGGGCGAAUUCGAGCCUUCUUUGCUGAACAGCGCCAUCUACCUUCUCCAGCUCAUCCAGCAAAUCUCGACCUUCUCCAUCAACUACCAAGGCCGUCCCUUCAGAGAGUCUAUUCGGGAGAACAAGGCCAUGUACUGGGGUUUGGUCGCCGCUUCUGGUGUUGCCUUCUCCUGCGCCACCGAAUUUGUCCCUGAGCUGAACGAGAAGCUGCGUCUUGUUCCAUUCAGCACCGAGUUCAAGCUCACCUUGACCGUUCUGAUGAUCAUCGACUACGCUGGUUGCUGGGUCAUCGAGAACGUCCUGAAGACCCUGUUCAGCGAUUUCCGCCCGAAGGAUAUCGCCGAGCGCCGUCCGGACCAGCUGCAGCGGGAGACCGCUCGCAAGGCUACAGAAGAAUUGCAGAAGUUGGGUGAGCAGGAGCGCCAGAGGAAGGUGUAAGAUUUCAGAUGUUAUAUAGUUGGAGAUCUCUUUUGGGGGUUGAUCAUUAUGCAUGCUUAGACACUCUUUCUCCCGGAGGGGGAUUAGAAAGCGUUGUUGGCUCUUUGUGUCGGGCAGAUGCAUGUCGUAAUAUCUAAGUGGUAAAUAGAAAGAAUAGAAGG
Messenger RNA from Aspergillus steynii IBT 23096, 5293 nucleotides. Its product is annotated as ion-transporting P-type ATPase SPF1. The coding region runs from base 159 to 5132 and encodes 1657 amino acids. The record is from RefSeq and is a predicted model, not a curated record. Gene Ontology annotation, molecular function: ATP binding; ATP hydrolysis activity; P-type ion transporter activity. Gene Ontology annotation, cellular component: endoplasmic reticulum membrane. The transcript is spliced from 8 exons. Gene Ontology annotation, biological process: intracellular calcium ion homeostasis. NCBI's taxonomy places the organism in Eukaryota, Fungi, Ascomycota, Eurotiomycetes, Eurotiales, Aspergillaceae.